GGCUAACGACCCUAUGGCGAACGCCUCCGCUAAAAAGAUUGCGGCACAAAAUGAGACAGCUAUCAAGAACAUACAGCUGGGCAUGCUCAUUGCCUCUCUGCUAUCUAUCCUACUCCGACUGCUAUUACGGAGGAAUACAUUGACGCUAUCCUUCCGUACCCUGUUGAGCUCGUCAACAUACCUGAUAACCUUCUUCCUUUCUCGCUUCCUGACAAGGGUGGGGACUCCCCGACGGAGUGCUUCUGGCGAACUGCUGUCACCAGGGGAUGACCUGAAUCAAGCUGGCAUGACGGAAUGGUGCUUCGAUGUUCUUUAUAUUACAUGGGCAUGCCAGGUUGGCAGUGCUGCUUUGGGAGACUGGGUGUGGUGGUUAUACUCCGUCAUUCCGUUAUAUGCUGGGUACAAGGGAUAUAACUUGGUCUCUCCAUUCCUCCUCGGAAGACCGGCGGCGGCCGGCGCGGACGACGUCCCCCCGGUUGGGCCCACAAGUAAACGACAGGAGAAGCUUCGCAAGAGAAACGAACGAGGAGACCCGAGGGUCAAGACUCAACAGAGAAAGUAAUGAUCCGACGUGCCACGCGGAAUACGUAUUAUUUUCACCGGGUAUCAUUGUCCUUAUAUCUACAAUCGUCUAGUACAUCCACUGAGUACUGCUGCUCUAUAACACUAAUUGAGGUUAACCACAGCGAAGACGUUCCAUGCGCCGACAUGUGGAAGCCCUCGAUCGACCAAAGUAUACUUAAGCAUGAGAAGGUCAUUCAACCCUCACGC
This is a messenger RNA of Gloeophyllum trabeum ATCC 11539, 771 nucleotides long. RefSeq names its product DUF788-domain-containing protein. The record is from RefSeq and is a predicted model, not a curated record. Gene Ontology annotation, biological process: vacuolar protein processing. Gene Ontology annotation, cellular component: intracellular membrane-bounded organelle. NCBI's taxonomy places the organism in Eukaryota, Fungi, Basidiomycota, Agaricomycetes, Gloeophyllales, Gloeophyllaceae. The transcript has 4 exons. The coding region runs from base 14 to 562 and encodes 182 amino acids.